AUGAUGUCCCUUAUAGCCGGUCUGGCUGGACUGGUUGCUCUCUAUAUGUGGCAUGUUAAUGCUGCUAUGAAAAUAGUACCCGAAGAGGCACAGAAAUUAUCACCGCAUCGUUGGACACUCGAAGAAAUUAAAGCAGCCUAUAAAAAGAAUCUGGAAGCCCCUAUCGAUGUGACCAAGAGCCUACCUCCAAAACAAUCCCGACGAUAUGUGAUCGUAGGCGGAACUGGUCUAGUUGGUGCCUGGAUAGUCUCACAUCUCCUCGCACGGGGCGAAGACCCCAAAGCCAUUCGAAUUCUAGACCUAAUCUCCCCAGAGCAGGACAUCCUCAACAAAGGCGUAGUCUGGAUCAAAACCAACAUCACCGACGAACUCGCAGUAACAACAGCAUUCGAAGAGCCAUGGAGUGCAAAUAUCGCCAGCCUCCCCCUAACAGUCUUCCACACGGCAGCCAUAAUCCGACCCCAAGACAGACUCAAGAGUCUCCUACCACUUAGCACCAAAGUCAACAUUGACGGCACACGAAACGUCCUGAACGCCGCAAAAGCCGCCGGCGCCACAGCCUUCAUCUGGACAUCUUCAGGCUCUAUCGCCCUUCACCAACCAACAUUUUGGAUCGCCCCAUGGGAGACCCACCCCAAGCGCGUAGUCCAAGUAAUCAGCGACAGCACCAAACUACCCCAAUCCCACGACCAAUUCUUCAGCAACUACGCCGUAACAAAGACCGAAGCAGAACGUCUCGUCCGCGAAGCAGAUAACCCAGCAACAAAUUUCCGCACAGGCUGUAUCCGCCCUACAAACGGCGUCUAUGGCACAGGCGGCCAAGCCAAUAAUGUCAUGACGGGCCUGUACCUCCAGAACGGAGGCAGUCCGACAUGGGCUCGUCCGAUCCUGCAGAGUUUCGUGCAUGCCGAGAACGUCUCGAUCGCACAUCUCUUAUACGAACAGCGUCUGAUCCAGCAAAGCGAGCCUGGUUCGCAGCUACCGAAUACAGGUGGUCAGGCGUUCAUUGUUAGCGACCCCAACCCGGCGAUAGCGUUUGGGGAUUUAUACACGCUGCUCGCGACGUUGUCUAAAACGCCGGUUUCGUUUCCCGAUGUGCCCCCCGCGCCGUUGUUGGCGAUGGCGUAUUUGGUUGAGAUGUAUGCUUUCUUGCAGUAUAAAUAUCUUCCCUGGUUGCCGAAGUUGUCGGGGGAUAUUGCGCAGCUUCAGCCGUCGGUGUUUUUCAUUAUCAAUGUGCAUGUCUUUGCUGAUGAUUCGCGCGCAAAGCUGGCGCCUGAGAUGGGUGGGUUGGGGUAUAACCCACCUCUCACUACCCUUGAUGGUUUGUGUCGGCGGCUUGUCGAUUGGAAUACGAAGGAGGGGAAGGGGAUUGAGGUCAUGGACAAUAUGGGUCUGAAGAGUUUGAAUGUUGCGCCGAGGGUGUGA
Molecule: messenger RNA, 1425 nt
Organism: Penicillium griseofulvum
Lineage: Eukaryota; Fungi; Ascomycota; Eurotiomycetes; Eurotiales; Aspergillaceae
Product: putative 3-beta hydroxysteroid dehydrogenase/isomerase family protein
Exons: 2
Coding region: 1-1425 (474 amino acids)
Biological process (GO): steroid biosynthetic process
Molecular function (GO): 3-beta-hydroxy-Delta5-steroid dehydrogenase (NAD+) activity
Source: RefSeq, a predicted model, not a curated record